CUGGUGCUUGUCGAUAACGAACGGCGCACAGGUUGCCAGACAUGUUAUAUCACUGACUUUCGAAGCUUUAGUCUGACACAAUAAUGAACUUUGAGUAAUCCCUGUGUUUGAGCUUCUUUUGUGUCCGAAAUGGCGACAGACGAUCUUCUUGCGCCCAGCUCAGCGCUCUCGACGCCUUCGACACCUCAGCCUCGUGAUGGUCAAACAUUUGAUAAUACUGGAUAUUGUGUUCUAUCGCUGGAUGGUGGCGGGGUUCGUGGGCUCUCGACGUUGUAUAUUCUAGAUAGCAUCAUCAAUGGAAUCAACAACGAGCGGAGAGAGGCAGGAUUGCGCCCACGGAAGCCAUGCGAGAUCUUUGAUCUGAUUGGGGGUACGAGUACGGGCGGGCUCAUUGCUAUCAUGCUAGGGCACCUCGAAAUGACAGUUGGAGAGUGUAUCGAAGCGUACAUCAAAUUGAUGCAGCAGGUCUUCGAGAAGAAAGUCAAUCGCUCAUUCAAGGGUGUAGGGCUCUUUGGAACGGUGCAAGCACGGUUUUCUUCGAAAGCCCUCGCGGAUGCAAUCUCUCAGGUCAUCAAAAGCCGUGGAAUAUCUUUGGAUGAGAAAUUUGAGAACGGAAACAAGCCGAGGUGCAGAGUCUUUGUUUGCACCAAAUAUCAGAAAACCAACGUUGUAACCCGCCUUCGCAACUACCGUGUACGCACAAGCUCUGAUCGAGGUCCCACGAUCCUUGAAGCCGCUCUCGCGACAACGGCAGCGCCGACGUACUUCGAAGGAGUUGCAAUAGAGGGGAGCACAUAUGUCGACGGCGCUCUUGGUGCGAACAACCCGACGAUUCAAGUUGAGGAGGAAGCAACUGACCUCUGGUCUGAAUCGGAUGGCCAGAUCCAACCGCUGAUUAAAUGUUUCAUAUCCAUUGGCACCGGCGAGCCAGGCUUAGGAAGUGUAUCAGACAAAGGGUUCAGAAAGCUCAUCGAAACCCUGAAGAAGGAGGCCACGGAGACCGAAAAGACAACAGAGCAAUGGUUAGGCAGAUGGCGACAACACGUUGAAAGGAACCGAUGCUUCCGAUUCAACGUGAUCCAUGGGCUUGAAAACGUGAGGCUCGAGGAGUACAAGGAGCGGGAUGUGAUUCAGUCAACUACGGACACGUAUCUGCAAAGUCGUGGGACCCAAACCAAUGUGAGGAAGUGCGUGGAGAACUUGCGAAUGAAGGAGUGUACGUAUAGAGCCAACUGCAGGCUUCAUGCGGCGAUUGUUGGAAGAAGCAACGGGGAAUGCAAGCCAACGCCCUUCACAGUCUCAGGGAAGAGCAACCCCACAAGAAAUUUUGGAGCUUAUCCAAAACGGAAAAGAGCUACUUAAAAAGAGUUCCGAUCAAGUCACUCGGAAAGAACUCCUGCAGGCCCGCCACUACCUCUCGAAGGCCCUCUUCCACAUGAAAAACGAACCCAACACAUCAGUCAAACAAUUUGCACGCGUAUGCCAACAGCUCAUGGAGGCAGAAAUGAAAUUAAGCAGGACCACGUCCAAUCCCGUCGAGCGUCAAGCUCAUGUCGACCAAGCGCACAACUAUGGGCAGGCAGCGUUAGACAACGCAUACAACUGUCAAGAUGAAUUUAUGGUCGCGCAAUUCGACUUCUUGCUUGCGACUGCUACGGCAUGGAGGAUAUAUGUGGAGGCUAGGUCGAAGGGAAUGACACCCAGAGAUCAUGAAGGGAGUUGGGGUAUCUACGCACUUCUGGAUGAAAAGCUGGGGGAAUUGAAGAAAUUCCAACAUCCUAAUAUUAGGCACUUUGAAGCACAGGCGAAGAAGUAUCAAGGCUAUGUUACGAAGACUAUUUGAU
Messenger RNA from Aaosphaeria arxii CBS 175.79, 1844 nucleotides. Its product is annotated as phospholipase, patatin family protein. Gene Ontology annotation, cellular component: membrane. NCBI's taxonomy places the organism in Eukaryota, Fungi, Ascomycota, Dothideomycetes, Pleosporales. The record is from RefSeq and is a predicted model, not a curated record. Bases 130 to 1362 code for a protein of 410 amino acids. Gene Ontology annotation, biological process: arachidonate metabolic process. The transcript has 5 exons.